AGAGGCGGUCGGCGGAGUGCUCGGACAACAACACACACAAAGGUGAGGACGUGUAGAGGUUUUCUGCUCCGAAGUCUUCACAGCAGGUUCGUCUUAUCUCUACCGGCCGUGACGGUUUGUGUACGCCGGUGACUGACCUGCGAGAGCGUGAUUUUUUCCUCUCGAAAACGCCGACAAGGUGGAAACUAAUAAAGCUGAAGGGAAACCUCCUCUGAUAACAAUAGGCACAGGAUUAAAGGAAGACAUAUCCUGGUCAUUGUUUAUCGCUGCUGGAUGGAGUCGUUUCCCUGAGCUCAAGGAAUCCGCCACCACUUGAAGUUGGGAAAGCUGUCAUCCUUUGGCAAUCAGCUGAUAAAGACGCGUCACAACCACCACCAAGUGACACUUCUGAGGAAGGCGGAAGUUUCCGCCGAAACAUGUCAAGGGUCGCCUUAGAGCCUUCAGACCGUGUCGUCUGCAGUUCACCGGCCUCGACGAGAUACUGGAAUCAUCAACGGAGGCAUCAUCAUAGCUGUUAAUCCAGAGGGAUGGAGUGAGGAGUGUUUGAACAGAGUGUUAACAAGUUCACUGACAUGGGACACCGAAAAGUAUUGAAAACUGUGUGUUCUCAAGCCAGCAAGAACAAAAUGUUACAUUACUGUUUCAGGUGCUUUGUCUGAACAAGAGAUCCAGCUACCCACAGUCAAAGGAGAGCAGCUGUUUUUGUGUCAAGGCCAGUUGCUGCGUUGGCCCCAUACAGACUGAAUUGAGUUCUCCUGGAGCAUGGUUGCCAUGCAGACUGCUUUAUAGAGACUUCAGCUGUGAAAGUUCUCCAUCAACACAUUUCUUUUCAUCAGGCUUCAGCUCCGUUAAGCACCAAAUGUGUCCGUGAGACCCUCUCGUCACUUCACUCAGCGGGCAUUAUGUUGACCCUAAUCUAAACCGAUCAGCAAGCCAUCCCUACCUUUCCCUCCCAUCUCCCAUCUCCCCUCCCCACACCCUUUCCCAUUUCCAUCAUGACCAGCCUGAAGCGUUCUCAGACGGAGCGCUCGGUUGGGGGCUCAGUGCCGGCUUCUGAUGAGUUCUACACCCGCCGCCUGCGACUGCCCAAUGGAGGGGCACCUCCACCUCGCAGUGAGAGCGCCCACAUCUCCUCUUCCUCCACCACUGGCACGAACCCUGGGGUCCCCAAGAUGGGGGUUCGGGCUCGUGUGGCCGAUUGGCCCCCAAGGAAAGAUGGAGGAGGAGGAGGUGUUUGGCAUAUCACAGUGGAAACAGACUCACCCAGCUCUACCAAUACCACCAGCUCUUCGGGAUCAGGUAGUGGAGAUAGAGAAAGACUUGGAGGAGGUGGAGGAGGAGGAGGAGGGGGAGGGGGAGGAAGUGGUGGUAGUGGUAGUGGUGGCAGCGGAGGCGGAGGGGUGUCAGCCGUCACAGCCCACAGCAAUCUGUCAGCCAAGCUGGGCCACCUGAUUAGCCCGCAGGACUCAUCCAUGCUGCGCAACAUCCACAACACACUAAAGAACAAGAUGCAGAGCAAGGGAAAAGACAAUCGCUUCCUGUCACCUGACGGCUAUCUGGGCUCACCUCGCAAAGGCAUGAGGCGCAUACGCCAGCGCAGUAACAGUGAUAUAACUAUAAGUGAGCUGGAUGUGGAUGGCAAUGAGGGUUGGUCAUUCUCCGGGUGGACACCCAUGCACCGUGAGUAUGGCAGCACUUCAUCCAUAGAUAAACACGGUGUUUCAGGAGAGAGCUUCUUUGACAUGCUAAAGGGAUACCAGUCCUCUGAGGCCCCUGAUCAGCGAAGCCCAGCUCCAGAGAAGCUAACAGAGCUACUCAGUGUGGCCCCGACAAAGCAGGCUGCCCUGGACCUGCCAGAUGGACCUUUGGGUCCAGCCAGAGGUAGUCCUGCCAGUCGGCUGAAGGAACGAGAGAAGCACUUGAAGAGGAGGUCAAAGUCAGAGACAGGGGGAGAGUCGAUAUUCCGUAAGCUGCGCAGUGUGAAGGUGGAGGGUGACACAUCGAGGGGUGGCUCAGAUGCAGAAGAUGGGGGAAAAGGGGAUGAGAGUGGCCCACCUCCCAAACCCUGGGCGUGCCAAAAAGGCUUCUCCCAUUUCGAUGUCCAGUCCCUACUCUUUGACCUCAAUGAGGUAAUCCAUAGUCGGCAAUCUGGGUCCAAACGCAAGAACACCACUACCGGUGCCUCGGCUGCUGCUGCUGCCUCUGCUUCAGCCACGUCCUCCCUUGCCUCCAAUCAGAGUGGACUGUAUGGGUCACCCUGUGGCUCACAAGAGGAGCUGAGCAAGGAGGGGACAGGAGGACAUGGUACCAACCCUGCCUUGGACCCUGGUGAUGACAAGAGCAAUGACUUGGUGCUCAGCUGCCCUUGUUUCAGGAAUGAGAUUGGUGGAGAGGGUGAGAGAAACAUCUCUCCUGCUAAACAGCAGGGCAGUAUUGGUAGCGGUGGGAGCUCAAGCAAUUCUUCUGGCAGUACAGAGGAAGGACCUUUGGAUGCCACCCUCACUACGCAUUUUACUAACGCUGGGGUGGCUGUGUUGGAGGCCCCCAAGGACGGGCCAAGCCAACACGCUGACAGGUCCAAACGAUACAUUGUGGAACAUGUUGACCUUGGCACCUAUUACUACCGAAAGUACUUCUACCUCAGAGAACACUGGAACUAUCUGGGGGUAGAUGAGAACCUGGGCCCGGUGGCAGUGAGUCUGAGGAGGGAGAAACUGGAUGAACACAAGGAGCAUGGCCAGCAGUACAACUACAGAGUCAUCUUCAGAACGAGUGAGCUGAACACCCUGAGGGGCUCUAUCCUGGAAGAUGCAGUACCUUCAACAUCCAAGCACGGUUUAGCUCGAGGCCUGCCCCUGAAAGAGGUGCUGGAGUACCUGGUGCCUGAGCUCAAUGUGCACUGCCUGCGCCUGGCACUCAACACACCUAAGGUCACUGAGCAGCUAAUGAAGCUGGAUGAGCAGGGGUUGAGUUUCCAGCGGAAAGUGGGGGUGAUGUACUGCAUGGCAGGCCAGAGCAGCGAGGAGGAGAUGUACAACAACGAAUCAGCCGGUCCUGCGCUGGAGGAGUUCCUGCAUCUGCUGGGGGAAAGGGUUAGACUCAAAGGAUUCACCAAGUACCGGGCCCAGCUGGACACCAAGACUGACUCCACGGGCACCCACUCCUUGUACACCACUUACAAGGACUAUGAGAUCAUGUUCCAUGUCUCCACCAUGCUGCCCUACACACCCAACAAUAAGCAACAGUUACUGAGGAAGCGUCACAUUGGGAAUGACAUCGUGACGAUCGUGUUCCAGGAACCUGGGGCACUCCCCUUCACCCCCAAAAACAUUCGCUCACACUUCCAGCACGUCUUUGUGAUCGUGCGCGCUCACAACCCAUGUUCCGAAAGCAGCUCCUACAGUGUGGCUGUCACCCGUUCCAAAGACGUGCCCUCUUUCGGCCCCCCCAUCCCAGAAGGCGUGACCUUUCCCAAGUCCUCUGUGUUCCGGGACUUCCUGCUGGCCAAGGUCAUCAAUGCAGAAAAUGCUGCCCACAAGUCGCACAAGUUCCGCGCCAUGGCCACUCGGACUCGCCAGGAGUACCUGCGCGACCUGGCUGAGCGCCACACCACCAGCACGCCCAUCGACCCCUCAGGGAAGUUCCCUUUCAUCUCCCUGGCGCACAAGAAAAAAGAGAAGAGCCGGCCGUACGGAGGGGCAGAGCUGCGCAGCCUGGGUGCGGUGACCUGGCUGGUCCACGUUGAGGAUCACGGGACCGGAGGGGAGUUGGAGGCCCUUCUGGCCAUCUCCAAUGACUUUCUUAUCCUGUUGGACCAGGAGGCCAAGGCGGUGGUGUUUAACUGCGCCACUAAGGACGUGAUUGGCUGGACGCUGAGCAGCCCUGCGUCUUUGCGGAUUUUCUACGAACGGGGAGAAAGUGUGUCUCUGAGGAGUAUCAAUAAUAACACUGAGGAUUUCAAAGAGGUCGUCAAACGUCUGGAGUUCCUGACUAAGGGCUGUGAGACAUCGGAGAUGACUCUUCGUCGAAAUGGCCUGGGACAGCUGGGCUUCCACGUGAACUAUGAAGGCAUUGUGGCUGAGGUGGAGCCAUAUGGUUACGCCUGGCAGGCAGGACUGCGGCAGGGAAGCAGAUUGGUAGAGAUCUGCAAAGUUGCCGUAGCAACGCUGACCCAUGAGCAGAUGAUUGACCUCCUGCGGACCUCAGUGACAGUGCGUGUCGUUAUCAUCCCUCCACAUGAUGACGCUACUCCACGCAGGGGCUGUUCCGAGCUGUAUCGGAUGCCUGUGUCAGAAUACAAGGGCAGCAGCAGCGACAGCGGCUCCUUCGAGUACAAGUUCCCCUUCCGCAGUAACAACAACAAGUGGCAGAGGACGUCCAGCAGCCCUCAGCAGUCACUGACCGCCUCGCCGCAGCCCCACACGCCCAACCGGGCCAUCAGCCUGGGUAGCUCAGUGGGGAAGACCCUGUCGGCUGAGAGGCUGGAGAGGGGCGCUGUUAUCCCACGCAGUGUCAGCAGUGAUGGCCGACCCCUGGACUCCAAGAGGAUGUCUCCUGGCAGUGAGAGCUACAGCCUGGCCUCCUCCCUGGCGUUGGGUCGCUCCCCUCACAAUCGCAGCUCUCCCAGCAACCUGUCCUGUGCCAGUGACGCCUCCGGAAGCUCUGCUCACUGGAGACAGAAGUCGAUGCCUGAGCAGUUUGCGGGCAGCCGCCACUCUCCGAUGUCUGGGGAGAGACGAGAGGUUGGAGAGGGUGGGUCCAGUGGAAAGUCUACUCCUAAUUGGUCGAGAAUGGAGGAAGGGGGUGGAGCUGAACGAGGGUCAACAGAGGCCCCAGCAUCCAAGUCUGGCCAAGGCUAUUCGGGAGCUCCCCGCAUCCAGAGGCAGGAGCAGGUCAUACACCUGUCCCCAAAGAAGGGCAGCCAGUCGGACGGCCCUUACUCCGGGCACUCCAGCAGUAACACUCUAUCCAGCACAGCUUCCAGCGGGGGUCACAGCGACAGUGAUAAAUGGUACGAAAUGGGAGCGGGUGGAGGCUCCAGUGGUGACCAGGGGGAGACAGAGCCUAAUGGCCUGGGAGGUGGAGGCUACCUCCAGGGGGCGUCAGCAGACAGUGGCAUUGACACCAGCUCUUAUGGCGCCUCUCAUCACUCACACCCCCACUCUCAUCACGGCAGCACCACCUCUCUGCUGGCUCCCAGCGGAGGCAGGGAGAGCAGGGAGCGGUCUCCAUGGCACAGCCCCACAGAGGGAGGCCGCAGGAUGCUGGAGAGGUCGCCGGCUGCUGCUGAGUCUCCGGGCCCUCCAGGAGAAAGGAGUCACGAAGGGACAGGCCGAAGCCCACCUACUCAUCUCCUGGUUAGAGACAGCAGCACCUACAGUCUGAGUGAAGCUGGAUCACACUCAAGUGCCAGGCACUCAGGCCACAGCUCCCCAAGAGAGGAGUCUUCCUCUUCAGCCACCUCCCCGUCAUCCCAGUCCUCAGCUUCCCCUGGGCCCAAGAGCUUCUACCCCCGCCAAGGAGCUCAGUCCAAGUACCUGAUUGGCUGGAGGAAACCCGGCUCCACCAUCAAUUCCGUCGACUUUGGAGACACACGCAAGAAGUCUCCAGGAGAGGGUGGAGUGGAAGUUCCAACCCCAGCAGCCAGGCCCUCUCUCCGGGACAUGCACUCACCUCAGCCUCACGCCAAAUCUACUAUGGAGGAAGAUGUGAAGAGACACAACGCCCCAGACAGCCCUCCACCUCCACGCAGGCAUAAGGAAAAGCAUAGUCAGAAAUCACCACCCAGCCAGCCUCUGAGGCGCCGCGGCUCGCUCCAUCGUACCCUUUCAGAUGAGAGUAUCUAUCGUGGCCAGCGCCUUCCCCCCCUGUGUGACGCAGUGGCUGAACCAGCACUUAGCCCUGAUGUUCUCUUCAGCUGCUCCACCCUCCCACGCUCACCCACCACCCGUGGUGUUCCCCUACGACGGCCCUCCUAUAAGCUGGGAGUCAAACUUCAUGGCGACCUUUCGGCUUCUGACACAUCAUUGGUGGAUUUGGUGGAGCGUCACCGUGGACCCCUCCCUCAGGAACUGAUGCCCCUCCCGUCUCAGGACAGGGACAGUCCUCUAGAGUGGACACACCUGGUGGAUGUGGCCAAUACCUUUGAGAGUGAAAGAAACACACAUUAUGUCCAGAGAAGUUACGUGUUUGGAGAUUCAAACCACCGAAGCAGCGGUGCCUCCAGUCCCCAACAGCCCCACAUAGAGCUGCAGCCUGCUCCACUGUCACGACCCUCUUCUAGUGAGGGUCACAUAGGGCUGGAGAGGAAGGUGACCAAGCUGGAGGCCAUGGUGAAGAUGCUCCAGGAGGACUUGAAGAAGGAGCGUGAAGAGAAGGUGAGACUACAGGGUCAGAUCAAGAGGCUGUGGGAGGACAACCAGAGACUGCAGGAGGAGUCACAGACAUCCGCCGCCAAGCUCAAGAAGUUCACAGAGUGGGUCUUUAACACCAUUGACAUGAACUGACUCCGACCUGCACAUUUUCACCCGCACACGCACGAACACAAACGCAUACAUCAGCACACACAGUCUGGACGGCGAGGCAGAGGGGGAAGAAAUUGCGCACAAGAAAAGUGGAGACUUGCUUUUGGACUCAGUCGGCCUGAUGCUGAACCCUCCGACCAUCUUCCAUUGGCUUCAAACAUCCGUGGGUAAUAUUGUCGACCAGCCUCAGUCUCCACAGACCCCUCUGUUGACUUUCUCAGGAUGAGACUCGUUUAUCAGAUGAUGAAGGACUGACCUCUACUCCGCAAUGGGACCACGGGAGCGUUGCUGAAUUGAUCUUUCUCUCAUAUUGCUGUGCCAAAAUUGUUUUUGCAAAAUUGCCAACAAAGAGGAAGCUCUUCCCCUCCCUCAGCUUUGACUCUUCGUGACGUGAAUGGAAAGACUCCCUCCACCAUGUUUCCUCAUUGGAUGUACUUCUCUUUUUACUGUAGGGACACCCUUCAGCAGAUAUCUGGCCUUUUCCUCUUUGCUCUGUCACUUUUUUCUAACGUUGCCCAUCUUCUCUGAGACGUAACUUAAGUCUUCUGUGCCAAACCAAACCCGCCACAGCAGAGGGUAGCAGAGACAUCCAUGUGACUUAAGAGAAGACGUCUCUGAAAUGCCACGCAACAGGUACGCAACCAAUCUGCCAGCCCGGCCACAAAGAAACUCACGUAAUAAAUCUGAAGAUCAUAGGACACAGGAGAGGUUUUCAUUUCCUUCACAUGUAAAUGGAGUGUAUAGAAGUUUCCUCAGAACUGAAGGGUCAUCGCGGCUGUUUGUCCGUCAGCCACCGACAUGGAAGCAGAUCCAUCUGCCUCUGAACAUGAAGGAAACGUGGAUUUGUACAGUGUUCUUUUCUUUUUUUUUCCUCCUCUGUGUCUCUCAGAUCUGGAUUACUGCAUCCUGUCUGCCUCCACAGCACAAACCAACACCUGACAGAGGAGUGUAUUUAUAAGCCAUCGGCAAGUGGUGCCAUUAAUGACUGAUAUCCAGAGUGCUUUGGUCCAUCCCAAUUGUAUGUCUUAAAAGCAAUAGGAAGAAGUCAGGACUCCUGUCCCUCCCAAACAAAAGGGGGAGAGUUUGCUCUGGGAUAGAAGUUCGAUGUGGGAUUUUUGAAAGGUUUAAUUUAAAAGACACCAGUCUGUGCUGCACAAGAGCCUCCAUCUUCUUCCAGUGACGCAUCAUGCUGCGGGGAAAAGGAAAGGGAGGACUCCGCUCGCCAUCCCACUGUCUGGAAUACAGAGAGCCAGCUGAUAAGAAAAGACAGACAUUUUUGGGAGGGAAAAGUAAGAGGGGACUUUCUCCCCCCAGGUUAAUUUAUUUCCUUGUAUUAUAAUUCCAAUAAAUAAGUUGUUCUCUUGGUAAAGUACAACUGACAUCAGUGUUUAGUUCCUCAAGAAAAAGGUCACUAGCUAUAUUAUUUAAAUGGCUUUCUUUCUUAAUUCUGGCUAAAGCCUGACUAUAUGCUUUUUCUUCUGUAUUCUGUUGUAUUUUGUGGUGCCCAAGCCUGCUGUUGUGUUGCUUACAGUGCUCUCUAGUGAUGACCAGUGGAAAUGUCAUGGUUAUUAAAUGUGCUGCCAGUCACUCUGUAUUUUUCCCACGCCUCUUCAACAAUCAGUCAGACAUCGACCGGGAGGCCACGCAAACACAGAACAGGACGAAAAAUCAGGAGCCGGCUUUGAGAGACAAUCAAAGGUUGUUGUUUUUUGAUAAAGGGAGCAGACCUUAGGUGUACUUGUAUGCGUGUGACUGUGUGUGUUGUCUGUGCUUGAAUUUAAACAUCCGUAGUUUUCCUCCGGGUCAGUAUUUGUUGGAAACAUGAGGAUUUUUUUGAAAAGGUAACUCAACAAAUUAAACUUCCCACAGUGAGACGGAGGUAUACUGUACCAGCGGCAGUGUGUGUGUGUGUGUGUGUGUGUGUGUGUGUGUGUGUGUGUGUGUGUGUGUUGUCAUUGUGUGAAUGUACAUCAGUCUAUCCAGCCGUGCCUACAGUCACUUAUUUUGGUUAUUUACUCCCAGGCAGAGCAGGGAUGUGCCUUUGAAACAGCACCUGGGGAACAGAUGAAAGGGAAAGGCUCUUCUUCUCCAUCCUGAAAAACAAACACACCUGGUAACACACACACAGAGACUCACCUUACACACUUAUUAGUUUUAAACAGCGUCAUACUCACAGCUGUAGACCUCAUAAAUGUCUGUACGGGGUAUCUGCUCUGAGGCUUCAACCUUUCUCUUUGUUCGUAUGAAUAUUUGUAACGAACACAAUCAGGCUGGUCAGCCUCCAGACACAGGGACAAACGAGUGUGUGGAGUGUAUGGAAAUGUGUCGGCGUGUGUGUGUGCCUUUUGCAUUCAGUUACAUGCAGUAUAUCUUUCAGGGCAGCUAGCCCCUGUAAUGAGAGCGCAUUGGAAGGAAUGUUCCCCCAAAUCACAAAGCUACUUACAGCCCAAGCAGGAGCCACAGAGCUGGUCCCUCAGCCAGGUGACUGUGUCGGGGUUAUUUCAGGUCUCUAACUUGAGCAUGAAACUGUUGUUCAUAAACAUGGUGUAAGCCUUAAUUCCCUGUCCUCUGCUAUCAAAGCCGUUUGAUGGAAAACGCUCCCAAUUUUUGAAUCUCUUAAAGUCAAUUUGCAUCCUAAAUUGAUGCAAUUAAAACCCUGCAGCAUACAGCACAGAGCGGCACCCGGUCUGAAUGUAAAGAGAAAAUAAACAAGCCUAAAGAAAUGUGAUGUUUACUAUAACUAACAUUCAGCUCUGCAGUUUUGCAGUGAGAUGAAUGAACUCUUAAAAGAUGUAGAAGGUUCUGUUUUAAGAAUCUCUGUGGAUUAUAACAACACCAGUGAACAGGCAGUUGCUCAGUUGUUUUGCUUGUUAAUAUUAUUUUGUUCCUCUAACAAGUCGGCCAGUUGUGAAAAGCAGUUCAGUCGUCAUCCAACAAUGUGAAAUUCUCAAAAACACACAAAAUCCGAUCCGUAUAGGCAGGAAUGUUCCCGAUCCAGCAGGUUCAGACUGUACAUUGUUUUGAGCACUGGUUUCCUGACCAGACCUGCAGUGUGUCAAUGCUUAAAUGAUGACUAAUAAGUAGUUUCGUAUUUUAUUGUACAUGGAAAGUGCUCUAGUUUUUUGUAUUUCAAAUGAAGUAUGGCCACACGGCCAACUGUGCAGUGCAGAUGUUUUGCUCGCAUCUUUAAAAGUGUGCAUCAAGUUGGAUGUUAGAUACAGUUGUCCACCUUCUACAGAGACGUAUAAAAACACACACGCCAGUUACUCCAGUGUGAAUGUUGAGUUAUUUUACAGUGCAUAUGGUUUAUUUCUUUCCUCAGCUUUGUUUUUUGGUGCUUUUCAGAGGGGGAUGGGAAAUGUGAAUGUUCAGAUGUUUCAAAUGUUCCAUUUUGUACUAUCUUUUGAUUUUAAGAACCUUUGCACAAUGUUUUAUAAAAAAGGAUUGUGUCGACAGGUUUUGGAUAAGAAGGGUGAAUUGAUCCAUUCCUGUACGAUCUUGUCUCGAUGUUGCUUCGUAGUUUUCCUGUCAGUGCAGUUCCUGACAAACAGAGGAAGGUGCUUGACUUUAUUUACUUAAAAAAACAACCCUGAACCCUUAUUUUCCUCAAGCAUCAGUGAUCAGACAAGAGCAGGCUGGAUGUUGUUUGUUCUGUAGGGAUGCUGGUUUUCAGUCAAGCACAACUUGCGAGGUUAGCGAUUGCAGCAGGAGAGCAAGGUUUCACAAAGCUCAGAGUGACGGCUUAUGCCGCUGUAUCAGGAUGCGUUUUGUUUCCUUUUGUCAGAAGAACAAACUGAACAGUAAAGUGAUCAGCCCUGACUGGAGAUAUAAAGCACACAUUUCAGGAAGUUUGGAAGAACUGAAACUAUGGUUUACAUCCCGGAUCCAUUGUCUUUGUAAAAUGUAAAGAUAUGAAAAAGACAUUUGCAGUGAUCACAGUAUUAAAGUUUCUGAAAUAAAUAAAUGCUGUAUCGA
Molecule: messenger RNA, 10499 nt
Organism: Epinephelus moara (kelp grouper)
Lineage: Eukaryota; Metazoa; Chordata; Actinopteri; Perciformes; Serranidae
Gene: sipa1l1
Product: signal-induced proliferation-associated 1 like 1
Exons: 29
Coding region: 996-6506 (1836 amino acids)
Biological process (GO): regulation of small GTPase mediated signal transduction; activation of GTPase activity
Cellular component (GO): cytoplasm
Molecular function (GO): protein binding; GTPase activator activity
Source: RefSeq, a predicted model, not a curated record